Molecule: messenger RNA, 2284 nt
Organism: Cydia splendana
Lineage: Eukaryota; Metazoa; Arthropoda; Insecta; Lepidoptera; Tortricidae
Product: solute carrier family 52, riboflavin transporter, member 3
Exons: 4
Coding region: 796-2025 (409 amino acids)
Biological process (GO): riboflavin transport
Cellular component (GO): plasma membrane
Molecular function (GO): riboflavin transmembrane transporter activity
Source: RefSeq, a predicted model, not a curated record
UGACAGUUGAGUAGACAUUGACAAUCAGCUGAUCCUUUUCCUUGACCCAAGUUUCGCGUACGAUGUAGCAUAUUCUCGAAAUCGCUGUCCUUUUUUUAUUUGUACAGCUUAUAUCUUUGUAUCCUUUUUAUCGACAUCGCACUAGGAAUAUUACGUCAAAAUAAUGAUUGUCAGUCGCCACGUCUAUCGCCUAUCAGUUCAUUCAGACUUGAUUCAGACGUUCAGUUUGAUAUCUCACGUAAAGAGUUGGACGGCUACGAUAAGUUAAAAUAAUCUUGCGGUGUUAAUGUUGGAAUCCUAGCCAUGAUAAAUGUACAGAUAAAGUUUACUUUGCGAUAUAUUUUUUUGCGAUUUACAUAAUUGCAAACUUAUAAAACACAUGAUGAUGCAAUAAAAGUUAGACUACAAAAAUCAAGUUCAAAGUGCUAAAACAAUUGGCGUCGAAUCGAUUUCUACAGCGAAGAGAUAUCGUGCGUCACUCGCUAUACAGCUAGGUCAAUUGGGCAGAACAUAUUUGAUUGUUGGGACAAUAUUGUAAUGUAUUGUAAACUUGUGAAGUGAUUUAAAACAACUGCUGGACAGUGCAGGAUUAGCGAAAGAACCUGUUGAAGCGGCCUACCAUGACUGAUACCAGUUCCGUCAGGUACCUUCUCACUAAGUAGCUAUCCUCUGCACUCUUCUGAUGUUUGCCGCAUGGUCUCAAUGUUCUGACACACUAGCACCCUUCAUUUGACUCACUUGUUGAACGAGGACCGAGAGCGCAUUCCGUGCCUGAGCUCAGACUGUGACCGCACGAUGUGGGGAGCACAGCGCCGCGUCCUCCUGGACGUUCUGUUGGCCUGCUGGGGCGUGGGCACGUGGCUGGGAGUCAACGGGCUCUACGUCCAGCUGCCGCUGCUAGUGGAGCGGCUGCCCGAGGGCUGGGCGCUGCCUUCGUCCAUGGUCUUAGCUGUACAACUUGCCAACUUGGGAUUAGUGGCUUACGCGCUGUUGCGCCGGCUCCGACCGAAAGCUUCCGAUUCUCCCUACAUCUACGGAUUGCUUGUUGUAGGAACCCUCGCACUUGCACUCAAUGCCUUCCUUUACGAACAGACAGUCUCAAACCGGUCCCUCGCUUUCCUCUUCCUAACUUUCUUCGCGGCGCUCGUAGGAUGUACGAGUUCUGUUUUAUUCUAUCCGUACUUGAGGCACUUCCGCGACGUGUAUCUCGCGACAUAUUUAGUCGGCGAAGGGUUGAGCGGAUUCAUCCCGGCCAUCUUAGCUUUGAUUCAGGGUAUCGGCGGCGAGCCCACGUGCAUACUUAACGAUGAAGGUACAGGGCUGGUACCGGUCUAUCCGCCGCCGCGAUUCGACACGACUGUGUUCCUAGUGCUGUUGUCAGGCUUGUCAGCGAUGAGUUUGGUCAGCUUCGUAAUAGUAGAUCGAUACAGUGGGUUCGCAUCGGAGCGUGUGGAACCUGCCGCCGCCGCUAAGGACGAUGAAGCGACAUCGGAGCCGGUAGCGCUUCAUCGCGGGCGAUGGCUUUUCGUGUUGGUUCUCAUGGGAGUUCUCAACGCGCUUUCAAACGGGGUUCUUCCGUCCGUGCAGUCGUACUCGUGCAUGCCGUACGGGAACCUGGCAUACCACCUGGCGGUGACACUGGGCGCGAUGGCAAACCCGGCGGCGUGCCUGGCGGGCGUGUGGCUGGCGCCGCUGCCGGGCCGCGUGCUGGCGGUGCUGCUGUCGGCCGCGGCGGUGCCGCUCGCCUACAUCCUGGCUACGGCGCUGCUCAGCCCCGAGCCGCCGCUGUACCACCACGCCGGCGGAGCUGUUUUAGUGGUGGUGUCGUGGACGCUGGUGAGCGGGGUGGUGUCGUACGCGCGCAUGUGGGUGUACGGGUGGGCGCGGCGGGGCGGCGCGCGCGGCAUGCGCGCCACGGGCGUGGCCACGCAGGUGGGCUCGUCCGUGGGCUCCGCGCUGCUCUACCUGCUCGUCAACCACGCCGGCAUCUUCACGCAGCCGCCCGCCUGCCCGCCCCUCAGCUAGUAUCUCGAGUAUAAUGUUGACGACCACUAAUUAUGUGUGCUUGGGUGCUUAAUUUAAACUUGUAGUUCGUAGAAAGCUUGCGACGCUGGAUGUCAAUGAAGGCUACUGAAUUAUGUGUGUUCUUAGAUUUACUAGAAGUAUUUGUUAGGAGUGAUAUCAAAAAUGACUAGUUUGUGACGAGUGGAAAACUAGUUUGAUUCGUAAGGCUAGGUUUAGUUUCAAUUUGUGUAGGGUAAUUUUCAUAUGACCUAAGUAUGUA